AUGUCUCGAGAUGAUGAUAGUCAUGGUGUUUUUUAUUGGCCCCAUCUGCAUGGAGGAUCAAUAGAUAGUUCUGCCAAUGGCUUAACUAUAUGCGUCUGUUGUGACAGGAAUGUAGCAUAGUGGAACUGCCCCUGUAGUGAUGAUGUGGGAACUGCCCUUAAUCCAAUGCACUCUCAGGAGUGAUUUUGUGUCUUUUGUUUCAGGCCUAAAUAGCGGUUUAGGGGUAUUUUGGAACUCUGCUCAAAGACAUUGUGUCACUGGAAUGGCAUAUUUAGACUCACAACUUAGUGGAAGCCCAUAAAAUGGUGUUCUAACCCAAGGUCUAACCUAUCUACUGUAACGUUUCCUACUUUGUAACACAAACUUGUGACCAGUGUUGGGUUGUUUGGCACUAGGCCUUACUGCCAUGACCUACUACAGCAGACAAACACUCAGGGUUUCUCAUGAAUGUGUCAUUGGGUACUGUAGCUUCGUGAGGGCAGCCUCAAGUUAACUUCUUAGGGGGUUGAGACAGGGAUUUCCCCUGUUGGCUUUCUGAUCUUUCUGCUCUGACGCUCACUGGGCAUGGUGUCCAGGUGAUUAUUUUACAUCUAGUGUACUCAGCCUAGCCUAGUCCAGCUGACCCAGUAUCAAUAUGGAGAUUAGAAUUGUCUUGGAGGGUUUUUCAUUGAUUUACAUUUUUUGCUCUUUUGGUAACUAAUUCUUCCUCAGAUCGGCUGGCAAGUCAGCGCCACCCUGAUGCAGAACGACGUGAAAUGAACAAACCACUGCAGCCUAUAACCGGACCCACCUCUGUCCCACACCCCUCCCCCUCCCCUGGCCUGACACAGGUGAGAGGCAAUGACAAGACCCAGCUCGCUCUGACAGAUCAGAGUAGCGUUCAUUAGGCAAAAAACGUGAGAAAAUGUUUUGAAACCGGGAGAUGCUACCUGGGUUUUAUUCAUUACACAAAGACCAUAGCAAACAGUUGCAAAAUGUAUUGCAACAAAAACCGGAGUUUCUAUUGGACAAAUUCCGAUAGGUCCCUCCCUGUUUCAUCUAGUUUGCAUCAGUUUGGUUCCGUUUGGUUCUUCAUGAAUACACAGAUUAAACAGUUUACUCCAGAAACCAAACGAAACAAAACGGGGAGGGGCCUAACUGCAUUUCUGCGCUGCAAAAUGUUUACCGUUGCAAAACGUUUUGCAACAGCCUAAAUGUUUUGCUGCAGCCUGUGACUAAUAAAUACACCCCUGAACUUGUCCAAUAAGGAUGAUCAUUUUUGUUUUCCUUUCUGAAGUGUUUUGCUACAUUGUAUCCUACUGAACACAACCCGUCUUUGGCAGCAAGUUAGCCGACUAACGUAGUUGUGUUUCUCUGCCUCCCCUCUCUCCCAGGCUGCCUAUGCCCCUGGACAGCCCCCUUCUCUCAUCUUCGCCACCCCAACACCUCAACAAAUGAACUCCGCACCUCAGCCACGACAGGUACUGCUCUCUACUUCUGCUACUCCAUCUCUCUCCUUCUAUUUUCCGCUCUUUUGCCAACACUCUUUCAAUGUCCAAGCUUCUAUGUACUGCUGAGUGUAAGACCCCUACUUAAAUUCUUAAAGGUCCAAUGCAGCUGUUUUUAUCUAAAUAUCAAAUUAUUUCUGGGUAACAAUUAAGUAUCUUACUGUGAUUGUUUUCAAUUAAAAUGGUCAAAAAGAAAAAAUAAUAGCGUUACUCAAGCAAGAGUUUUGCUAGGACUGUCUGAGUGAGGGGCCUAAUUGGAUGAACCUAAUGGGAGGGAUAUGUAACCUGAAAACUAGCUGUUAUUGGCAAAGAGGUUUGAAACUCAUUAUUAUUGGUCUAUAAAGUUAUACCGCCUGGUGACGUCGCCAGGCAGGCCAAAAGACCAUCCCACCAAAACAGCGUCGCCAGGCAGGCCAAAACACCAUCCCACCAAAACAGGUCGACAUUUCAGCCUGUCUUUUAAAACAGCUCUUACUCUAAAAGUGCAUAUAUAUAUAUAUACAGUGAGCUCCAUAAUUCAUUGGACAGUGACCAUUGUUUUGUUAUUUUGGUUCUGUACUCUAGCACUUUGAGUUUGAAAGGAUACAAUGACAAUGAGCGUGAAGUGCAGACUGUCAGCUUUAAUUUGAGGGUAUUUUCAUACAUAUCGGAUGAACUGUUUAGAAAUGACAGCACCUUUUGUACAUGGUCCCCCCAUUUUAAGGUACUACAAGUAUUUGUUAAAUUGGCUUCACAGAUGUGUGUCGUUAGGCAGGUGUAUUCAUUUGUGUCGUUAGUGAAUGCAGGAGAGCUGUUGAUGAAUAGUAAUGAUUCUAGACUUUGCUAUUGCCUUUGGAGGUUGUUAUUGGGGUGUGACAACAUGAGGAAGACAGCAGUGUCGAUGCAAAUGAAGUUGGCCGUCAUAAGGCUCAGAAAAAAGGCUCAGAAAAAAAAACACUCCUGAGUGGCGCAGUGGUCUAAGGCACUGCAUAGCAGUGCUAACUGUGCCACUAGAGAUCCUGGUUCGAAUCCAGGCUCUGUCACAGCCGGCCGCGACCGGGAGACUCAUGGGCGGCGCACAAUUGGCCAGCGUCGUCCAGGGUAGGGGAGGGAAUGGCCGGCAGGGAUGUAGCUCAGUUGAUAGAGCAUGGCGUUUGCAACGCCAGGGUUGUGGGUUCGAUUCCCACGGGGGGCCAGUAUAAAAAAAUAUGUAUUCACUAACUGUAAGUCGCUCUGGAUAAGAGCGUCUGCUAAAUGACUAAAAUGUAAAUGUAAUGUAAAUGAAAUGAAAAUCAAUCAUUCAGGAACAUUGCAAAAACCCUGGCCAUGCCCAAGUCAACAGUUUUGUUCAUCAUUAACAAGAAAAAAACAACCGGUGAACUCAAUUAUGUCAAAAGACCCGGUAGACAGAGGAAGACCACUGUAGUGGAUGACCGGAGAAUACUCUCUAUGGUGAAGAAAAAACCCCUGAUAACAGCCCAACAGAUCAAAAACACUCUCCUGGAUGCAGGUGUAGAUGUGUCAAAGUCUACCAUACGCAGAAGACUACACCAGCAGGACUACAGAGGGUACACUACAAGAUGCAAACCACUGAUAAGCCUGAAGAACAGAAAGGCGAGAUUACAGUUUGCUAAAAAGCACCUAAAAGAGCCCCAAGAGUUCUGGAAAAAAGUAUUGUGGACAGAUGAGACAAAGAUUAACAUGUACCAGAGUGAUGGAAAGACAAAAGUGUGGAGAAAAAAAAGAAAUGCCCAUGAUCCAAAGCAUACCACCUCAUCCAUGAAACAUGGUGGAGGGGGUGUUAUGGCUUGGGCCUGUAUGGCUGCCAGUGGAACAGGCUCACUUGUCUUCAUCGAUGAUGUGACUGCAGACAGAAGUAGAACAAUGAAUUCUGAAGUCUACAGAAAUAUUUUAUCUGCUCAGAUAAAACCAAAUGCCUCCAAACUCAUUGGACGGCACUUAAUCAUGCAACAAGACAAUGACCCUAAACAUACUGCUAGAGCAAAAAGGGGUUUUUGAUGGCCAAAAAGUGGAAAAUCCUUGACUGGCCGAGUCAAUCACCAGAUCUGAAUCCAAUUGAACAUGCAUUUUACAUGCUGAAGAGGAGACUUAAGGCAAUAAGUCCCCGAAACAAGCAGGAACUGAAGAUGGCUGCAGUACAGGCCUGGCAGAGCAUCACCAGGGAAGAUACCCAGCGUCUGGUGAUGGCGAUGCAUCGCAGACUUCAAGCAGUCAUUGCAUGCAAAGGAUAUGCGACCAAAUAUUAACAAUGAUUACUUUAUUCUACAUUAUGUUAAACUGUCCAAUGUUUUUUGAUGCCCGAAAAUGGGGGGGACCAUGUACAAAAGCUUCUAUAAUUCGUAAACAGUUCAUCCGAUAUGUAUGAAAAUACCCUCAAAUUAAAGCUGACAGUCUGCACUUCACCCGCAUUGUCAUUGUAUCCUUUCAAACUCAAAGUGCUAGAGUACAGAACCAAAAUAACAAAAGAAUGGUCACUGUCCAGUGAAUUAUGGAGCUCACUGUAUAUAUAUACAGUGGGGGAAAAAAGUAUUUAGUCAGCCACCAAUUGUGCAAGUUCUCCCACUUAAAAAGAUGAGAGAGGCCUGUAAUUUUCAUCAUUGGUACACGUCAACUAUGACAGACAAAAUGAGAAAAAAAAAUCCAGAAAAUCACAUUGUAGGAUUUGUAAUGAAUUUAUUUGCAAGUUAUGGUGGAAAAUAAGUAUUUGGUCAAUAACAAAAGUUUCUCAAUACUUUGUUAUAUACCCUUUGUUGGCAAUGACACAGGUCAAACGUUUUCUGUAAGUCUUCACAAGGUCUUCACACACUGUUGCUGGUAUUUUGGCCCAUUCCUCCAUGCAGAUCUCCUCUAGAGCAGUGAUGUUUUGGGGCUGUCGCUGGGCAACACAGACUUUCAACUCCCUCCAAAGAUUUUCUAUGGGGUUGAGAUCUGGAGACUGGCUAGGCCACUCCAGGUCCUUGAAAUGCUUCUUACGAAGCCACUCCUUCGUUGCCCGGGUGGUGUGUUUGGGAUCAUUGUCAUGCUGAAAGACCCAGCCACGUUUCAUCUUCAAUGCCCUUGCUGAUGGAAGGAGAUUUUCACUCAAAAUCUCACGAUACAUGGCCCCAUUCAUUCUUUCCUUUACACGGACCAGUCGUCCUGGUCCCUUUGCAGAAAAACAGCCCCAAAGCAUGAUGUUUCCACCCCCAUGCUUCACAGUAGGUAUGGUGUUCUUUGGAUGCAACUCAGCAUUCUUUGUCCUCCAAACACGACGAGUUGAGUUUUAGUUUAUUUGGUUCUAUUUUGGUUUCAUCUGACCAUAUGACAUUCUCCCAAUCCUCUUCUGGAUCAUCCAAAUGCACUCUAGCAAACUUCAGACGAGCCUGGACAUGUACUGGCUUAAGCAGGGGGACACGUCUGACACUGCAGGAUUUGAGUCCCUGGCGGCGUAGUGUGUUACUGAUGGUAGGCUUUGUUACUUUGGUCCCAGCUCUCUGCAGGUCAUUCACUAGGUCCCCCCGUGUGGUUCUGGGAUUUUUGCUCACCGUUCUUGUGAUCAUUUUGACACCACGGGGUGAGAUCUUGCGUGGAGCCCCAGAUCGAGGGAGAUUAUCAGUGGUCUUGUAUGUCUUCCAUUUCCUAAUAAUUGCUCCCACAGUUGAUUUCUUCAAACCAAGCUGCUUACCUAUUGCAGAUUCAGUCUUCCCAGCCUGGUGCAGGUCUACAAUUUUGUUUCUGGUGUCCUUUGACAGCUCUUUGGUCUUGGCCAUAGUAGAGUUUGGAGUGUGACUGUUUGAGGUUGUGGAUAGGUGUCGUUUAUACUGAUAACAAGUUCAAACAGGUGCCAUUAAUACAGGUAACGAGUGGAGGACAGAGUAGCCUCUUAAAGAAGAAGUUAGAGGUCUGUGAGAGCCAGAAAUCUUGCUUGUUUGUAGGUGACCAAAUACUUAUUUUCCACCAUAAUUUGCAAAUAAAUUCAUUAAAAAUCCUACAAUGUGAUUUUCUGGAUUUUUUUUCUCAAUUUGUCUGUCAUAGUUGACGUGUACCUAUGAUGAAAAUUACAGGCCUCUCUCAUCUUUUUAAGUGGGAGAACUUGCACAAUUGGUGGCUGACUAAAUACUUUUUUACCCCACUGUAUAUAUUACCACCAGUCAAAAGUUUGGACACACCUACUCAUUCAAGGGUUUUUAUUUAUUUAUACAAUUUUCUUUACAUUGUAAAAUAAUAGUGAAGACAUAAACUAUGAAAUAACACAUGGAAUCAUGUAGUAACCAAAAAAGUGUUAAACAAAUCAAAAUAUAUUUUAUAUUUGAGAUUCUUCAAAUAGCCACCCUUUGCCUUGAUGACAGCUUUGCGCACUCUUGGCAUUCUCUCAACCAGCUUCAUGAGGUUGUCACCUGGAAUGCAUUUCAAUUAACAGGUGUGCCUUCUUAAAAGUUAAUUUGUGGAAUUUCUUUCCUUCUUAAUGCGUUUGAGCCAAUCAGAUGUGUUGUGACAAGGUGGGGGGGGGGGGGGUAUACAGAAGAUAGCCCUAUUUGGUAAAAUACCAAGUCCCUAUUAUGGCAAGAACAGCUCAAAUAAGCAAAUAGAAAAGACAGUCCAUCAUUACUUUAAGACAUGAAGGUCAGUCAAUACAGAACAUUUCAAGAGCUUUGAACGUUUCUUCAAGUGCAGUCGCAAAAACCAUCAAGCGCUAUGAUGAUAAUGGCUCUCAUGAGGACUGCCACAGGAAAGGAAGACCCUGAGUUACCUCUGCUGGAGAGGAUAAGUUCAUUAGAGUUACCAGCCUCAGAUUGCAGCCCAAAUAAAUGCUUCACAGAGUUCAAGUAACAGACACAUCUCAACAUCAACUGUUCAGAGGAGACUGCGUGAAUCAGGCCUUCAUGGUCGAAUUGCAGUAAAGAAACCACUACUAAAGGACACCAAUAAGAAGAAGAGACUUUCUUGGGCCAAGAAACACGUGCAAUGGACAUUAGACCGGUGGAAAUCUGUCCUUUGGUCUGAUGAGUCCAAAUUUGAGGAUUUUGGUUACAACCGCUGUGUCUUUGUGAGAAGCGGAGUAGGUGAACGGAUGAUCUCCGCAUGUGUGGUUCCCACCGUGAAGCAUGGAGGAGGAGGUGUGAUGGUGUGGGGGUGCUUUUCUGGUGACACUGUCAGUGAGUUAUUUAGAAUUCAAGGCACACUUAACCAGCAUGGCUACCACAGCAUUGUGCAGUGAUACGCUAUCCAUCUGGUUUGCGCUUAUUAGGACUAUCAUUUGUUUUUCAACAGGACAAUGACUCAACACACCUCCAUGCUGUGUAAGGGCUAUUUAACCAAGAAGGAGAGUGAUGGAGUGCUGCAUCAGAUGACCUGGCCUCCAUAAUCACCCGACCUCAACCCAAUUGAAAUGGUUUGGGAUGAGUCGGACCGCAGAGUGAAGGAAAAGCAGCCAACAAGUGCUCAGCUUAUGUGGGAACUCCUUCAAGACUGUUGGAAACGCAUUCCAGGUGAAUCUGGUUGAGAGAAUGCCAAGAGUGUGCAAAGCUCUUAUCAAGGCAAAGGGUGGUUACUUUGAAGAAUCUCAAAUAUAAAAUAUAUUUAGAUUUGUUUAACACAUUUUUGGUUACUAUAUGAUUCCAUAUGUGUUAUUUCAUAGUUUUGAUGUCUUCCCUAUUAUUCUACAAUGUAGAAAAUAGUAAAAAAUAAAUAAAAAACUUGAAUGAAGUAGGUGUGUCCAAACGUUUGACUGGUACUGUAUAUAUAAAUAAAAUAAAAACACAAAUCAUGUUUUUGGCCGCACUGGGCCUUUUAACUCCAACUCUUGCUCAACUGUAACAUUUUCGUCCAACCUGUGUGUAACAGUCUUUCUGCUUAACCGCUUUGGUUUAACGUGUGUGUGUUUAAGUCCCUCUCCCCUCUCUCUGGCUACCAACCUUGACCUCUUGCUGUCUUUUUCUGUCCUCCCUUCCAGUUUGCCACCGGGCCCCGUGCUUUACACCAACAGGUACUAACUCCCCUUACCUUCCCCAAAAUGGCUUCCAUCUCAAUAGGACAGUAGACAGUAGUGCAUGAAUGCACAUUUUACUUUAGAGAAGGAUGAGGCUAAAGAACCAUUCUAGUUCUGACCAGCUCCAGCUGUAACUACACCCAAAACCACCUGAUUUGAAUGAAAUAUAUAAAAAAAAUGGAUCUAUUUAAGACCAUGAGUAGUAGUUGUGUGCUGUGCUAGAAUCUGUCCCUCAGCCUUUUGUGGAUCUCCGGGACCAGGGGUUUCCACAGUGAAGACGUUCAGGCUGGUAACCCCAUAGGCUACCCAUGAUAACACCUGAUAUGACACCACCCGCAGUAGGGCAGUUCAGUAAAGGUACUAGGCACCGCAGCAGCAUGGUCUGCCGGUUUUACAUUUCACCUGUACAUGUUUAAAUUGGUUACCCCAAUCAAGCAAAGUGCUGGCCAAACCACUGGCUAGGCCUGCAAUCAGAGGCUUGGAUGAAACUAGAAGACAUAUGCUAGUCCCUUGUGAAUUUAAGGCUGUUACCCCAUCUCCAGCUUUAUAUUUCUGUGAUGUCUUCAUAUUUUCUGAUGGUCAGCUGCAUGUGAAAGACUUAUGUUUUGCACUGCUAACUGUAAUGUCUGAGUGAUUUACUGCUGCUUCUUAUAUUCUCUCUCACAUUCCUUCUGCUCUCUUUUUUAAUUACCGUACUCUCUUAUCUUCUUCCUAUUUUUCUCUUGCCCUUCUGUCACACCCCCCGUUCUCUGCUCGUGUGUUGUCCGGCUGAAGGGUGGAUACAGGGCACUGCAGGUAACAGCUUCUCUCUUCCUUCUCAUCCUCUUUCCGUCUAACCUAACCGUAGUUCCACCUGAGUCUAUAGAACCUGAGGGUUGAAUGCUACGAGAACCGUAUCAACUAUGAAGUGUCCAGUUGCCUACCACACAGGCUUGUAAAUCCCUCAGUAAAAACCCCUGGCAGUCAUCGUGUGUUCAGCUCUGUGGAGUAUCAACCUACCUCAACCAUCUGAUAUUUUAGCCAUGCAGCACGCACACACACACACACAUACACAAAUAUACUGUAUAUAUUCUGACAGUUUCUGUCCCUCCCCCCUUCUCUAGCCUUACUAUGCCAACAGGCCCAUCAGUGCCCCCCGGGUCCAGACCAGCAGCGGGCCUCGUCCGGUGGGUCCCACCCACAUCUACCAGCCCGGCUCCCAGAUGAUGAUGAUCCCUGGGCAGCAGCUGUCCUUUGCUGGAUCCCCUCAGGGCUACUUCAUCCCCCCUGGACAGGUACCACAACUGGUCAUCAUCAUGUUAUGUUUCUGAAAAACCUGGGAAUUUCUGGAAAGUUUUUAAAAAAAAAUUUGCAACCCUAAUUGUAUAACACCGCUCAUGCAGUAUUCCAGCCCAAAAAGUCUAAAGUCAAGAGUAGUUACAUACUAUUGUAGCUAUACCUAAACAUAGCAAAUGGGAAGCUUGAUCCCUUUAGGACAGGUACAGUGAGGGAAAAAAGUAAUUGAUCCCCUGCUGAUUUUUGCCCACUGACAAACAAAUGAUCAGUCUAUAAUUUUAAUGGUAGGUUUAUUUUAACAGUGAGAGACAGAAUAACAACAAAAAAAUCCAGUAAAACGCAUGUCAAAAAUUUUAUAAAUUGAUUUGCAUUUUAAUGAGGGAAAUAAGUAUUUGACCCCCUCUCAAUCAGAAAGAUUUCUGGCUCCCAGGUGUCUUUUAUACAGGUAACGAGCUGAGAUUAGGAGCACACUCUUAAAGGGAGUGCUCCUAAUCUCAGCUUGUUACCUGUAUAAAAGACACCUGUCCACAGAAGCAAUCAAUCAAUCAGAUUCCAAACUCCCCACCAUGGCCAAGACCAAAGAGCUCUCCAAGGAUGUCAGGGACAAGAUUGUAGACCUACACAAGGCUGGAAUGGGCUACAAGACCAUCGCCAAGCAGCUUGGUGAGAAGGUGACAACAGUUGGUGCGAUUAUUCGCAAAUGGAAGAAACACAAAAUAACUGUCAAUCUCCCUCGGCCUGGGGCUCCAUGCAAGAUCUCACCUCGUGGAGUUGCAAUGAUCAUGAGAACGGUGAGGAAUCAGCCCAGAACUACACGGGAGGAUCUUGUCAAUGAUCUCAAGGCAGCUGGGACCAUAGUCACCAAGAAAACAAUUGGUAACACACUACGCCGGGAAGGACUGAAAUCCUGCAGCGCACGCAAGGUCCCCCUGCUCAAGAAAGCACAUAUACAGGCCCGUCUGAAGUUUGCCAAUGAACAUCUGCAUGAUUCAGAGGAGAAUUGGGUGAAAGUGUUGUGGUCAGAUGAGACCAAAAUCGAGCUCUUUGGCAUCAACUCAACUCGCCGUGUUUGGAGGAGGAGGAAUGCUGCCUAUGACCCCAAGAACACCAUCCCCACCGUCAAACAUGGAGGUGGAAACAUUAUGCUUUGGGGGUGUUUUUCUGCUAAGGGGACAGGACAACUUCACCGCAUCAAAGGGACGAUGGACGGGGCCAUAUACUGUCAAAUCUUGGUUGAGAACCUCCUUCCCUCAGCCAGGGCAUUGAAAAUGGGUCGUGGAUGGGUAUUCCAGCAUGACAAUGACCCAAAACACACGGCCAAGGCAACAAAGGAGGUGCUCAAGAAGAAGCACAUUAAGGUCCUGGAGUGGCCUAGCCAGUCUCCAGACCUUAAUCCCAUAGAAAAUCUGUGGAUGGAGCUGAAGGUUCGAGUUGCCAAACGUCAGGCUCGAAACCUUAAUGACUUGGAGAAGAUUUGCAAAGAGGAGUGGGACAAAAUCCCUCCUGAGUUGUGUGCAAACCUGGUGGCCAACUACAAGAAACGUCUGACCUCUGUGAUUGCCAACAAGGGUUUUGCCACCAAGUACUAAGUCAUGUUUUGCAGAGGGGUCAAAUACUUAUUUCCCUCAUUAAAAUGUUUUUGACAUGUGUUUUUCUGGAUGUUUUUGUUGUUAUUCUGUCUCUCACUGUUCAAAUAAACCUACCAUUAAAAUUAUAGACUGAUCAUGUCUUUCUCAGUGGGCAAACGUACAAAAUCAGCAGGGGAUCAAAUACUUUUUUCCUUCAAUGUAACUCACUGUCCUAAACAUUAACACAGUUCUAAGUGUCCUCUCUGCCCCCCUCUCUCUCUGUAGUACCGGACUCCCUACAUGCCACCCAGUCCACAGUACCCUGUGACAAGUGGGACAGCAGGCUUCUACCCAGGAACCAGCCCGGCUGAAUACCCCACCUAUGGUAAGAGGCUCCCCUCUGGGCCGGACCCCACCUGCCAAGCACAACCACCAUGACCACAACCACAAUCUUGAUUAGAACCACAGGCAUGACUAGAUCAGCAGCUUCAACCUAGUAUUGAACCGCAAUGACCGCUAGAACCACAACCAUGGCUAGACUAUAUCAAACCACAACCUUACCCAGGACCAUAACUGUAAAUACAACCAAAACCACAUCCAUGAUAAGAACUGGGGCCACAUGCACCCAGAGAUAUCUUCAGUCAGUUGAUCUUACAGUCGGUGGAUCUUGCAGUCGGUGGAUCUUGCAGUCGGUGGAUCUUGCAGUCGGUGGAUCUUGCAGUCGGUGGAUCUUGCAGUCGGUGGAUCUUGCAGUCGGUGGAUCUUGCAGUCGGUGGAUCUUGCAGUUGGUGGAUCUUGCAGUCGGUGGAUCUUAGAGUUGAUCAGUCAGUCAAUUGAUCUUACAGUCGGUUGGUUAGUUGCUCUUACGGUUCCUCUUACGGUUGAUCUUAGUUGGUCAGUCAGUUGAUCAAAUCAAAUGUUAUUGUCGCGUACACAUAUUUUGCAGUUAUCGCAGGUGCAGCGAAAUGCUUAUGUUUCUAGCUCCAACAGUGCAGUAAUACCUAACAAUACACACAAAUCCCCCUCCCCUCCAAAAAAAAGACAUUAAGUAAAAACUAGCAAUGUCAGAGUCCUGUGUGUGUGUGUAUAUAUAUAGUGUAUUCGGAAAGUAUUCAGACCCCUUGACUUUUUACACAUUUUGGUAUGUUACAGCCUUAUUCUAAAAUUGAUUAAAUUGUUAUUUUCCUCAUCAAUCUACCCACAAUACCCCAUAAUGACAAAGCAAAAACAGGUUUUUAGAAAUGUUUGCAAAUGUAUUACUAGUAAAGAACGGAAAUAUCACAUUUACAUAAGUAUUCAGACCCUUUCCUCAGUACUUUGUUAUAGCACCUUUGGCAGCGAUUACAUGCUUGAAUCUUCUUGGGUAUGACGCUACAAGCUUGGCACACCUGUAUUUGGGGAGUUUCUCCCAUUCGUUUCUGCAGAUCCUCUCAAGCUCUGUCAGGUUGGAUGGGGAGUUUCACUGCACAGCUAUUUUCAGGUUUCUCCAGAGAUGUUUGAUCGGGUUCAAGUCCGGGCUCUGGCUGGGCCACUCAAGGACAUUCAGAGACUUGUCCCGAAGCCACUCCUGCGUUGUCUUGGCUGUGUGCUUAGGGUUGUUGUCCUGUUGGAAGGUGAACCUUCGCCCCAAUUGAGGUCCUGAGCGCUCUGGAGCAAGUUUUCAUCAAGGAUUUCUCUGUACUUUGCUCCUUUCAUCUUUCCCAGUCCCUGCCGCUGAAAAACAUUCUCACAGCAUGAUACUGCCACCACCAUGCUUCACCGGGAUGGUGCCAGGUUUCCUCCAGACGUGACGAUUGGCAUUCCGGCCAAAGAGUUCAAUCUUGGUUUCAUCAGACCAGAGAAUCUUGUUUCUCAUGGUCUGAGAGUCCUUUAGGUGCCUUUUGGCAAACCCCAAGCGGGCUGUCAUGUGCCUUUUACUGAGGAGUGGCUUCCGUCUGGCCACUCUACCAUAAAGGCCUGAUUGGUGGAGUGCUGCAGAGAUGGUUGACCUUCUGUAAGGUUCUCCCAUCUCCACAGAGGAACUCUGGAGCUCUGUCAGUGACCAUCUGGUUCUUGGUCACCUCCCUGACCAAGGCCCAUCUCCCCUGAUUGCUCAGUUUGGCAGGGCUGCCAGCUCUAGGAAGAGUCUUGGUGGUUCCAAACUUCUUCCGUUUUAAGAAUGAUGGAGGUCCCUGUGUUCUUGGGGACCUUCAAUGCUGCAGAAAUGUUUUGGUACCCUUCCCCAGAUCUGUGCCUCAACACAAUCCUGUCUUGGAGCUCUACGGACAAUUCCUUCAACCUCAUGGCUUGGUUUUUGCUCUGACAUGCACUGUCAACUGUGGGACCUUAUAUAGACAGGUGUGUGCCUUUCCAAAUCAUGUCCAAUCAAUUUAAUUGAUCACAGUUGGACUCCAAGUUGUAGAAGCAUCUCAAGGAUGAUCAAUGGAAACAGGAUGCACCUGAGCUCAAUUUCGAUUCUCAUAGCAAAGGAUCUGAAACAGGAUGCACCUGAGCUCAAUUUCGAUUCCUAUAGCAAAGGGUCUGAAUGUAAAUAAAAUAUUUCUGUUUAUUUUUAAUACAUUUGCAAACAUUUCUAAAAACCUGUUUUCGAUUUGUCAUUAUGGAGUAUUGUGUGUAGGUAGAUUGAUGCGUAAAUACAUUUUAUUUAAUCCAUUUUAGAAUAAGGCUGUAACGUAACAAUGUGGAAAAAUGGAAGGGGUCUGAAUACUUUCCGAAUGCACUGUAUAAUGGUGUGUAUGGACAGUAUAUGAAUAGAAAAGGUGUGUACAGCAGUAGUUAUAUAGGAUGAGCCUUGACUAGAAUACAGUAUACUUAUGAAGUGGGUAAAACACUAUGUAAACAUUAUUAAAGUGACCGGUGUUCAGUGAGUAUGUACAUAGUGCAGCAGUCUCUAAGGUGCAGGGUUGAGUACCAGGUGGUAACCAGCUCUUACAGUUGGUCGAUCAGUUAAUAAUAAAUGCAAUUUAGCAGACUCUUUUAUCCAAAGCGACUUAGUCAUGCGUGGCUAUAUUUUACGUAUGGGUGGUCCCGGGAAUCGAACCCACUUCCCUGGCGUUACAAACGCCAUGCUCUACCAACUGAGCUACAAAGGACCACUAGUUGAUCUUACAAUUGCUCUUGUAGUUGCACUUGUAGUUGAUCUUACGGUUGGCCAGUCAGUUGAUCUUACGGUUGGCCAGUCAGUUGAUCUUACGGUUGGCCAGUCAGUUGAUCUUACGGUUGGCCAGUCAGUUGAUCUUACAGUUGAUUCAUUGCUGUGUGGCCUUGCUGGUUGUGUGUGGUGGUUUGGCCUGGCAGUGUGUGUGUGUAUGGUGGUCUCUGUUCUCUCUUUAGGAUCCAAGGCUAUAUGUAUGUAUGAAUGGGUUAUGGCUUUGGUUCAGUCUAUCAUUCUUCUCACCUGCUGCUUCUUACUGCCUUAACACCCUGCUUACCUCUGGUUCCCUUCUCCUUCACUCACUCUGCAUUGGUCUCUUCCUGUCCUCCCCCUUUCAUAUUCCUUCCCUAUCUCCCUCUCCUCCCCCUGUCAUGUUGUGUUCAGAGCCCUCUCUGGCUGCGAGGGAGAGGAGAGGGGGCGGGCGAGAGAACGGGCGUCUCUCUCUCCACGGUGCUCCUCUCACCUCCCAGCGCUACCCCGGUGAGUAAGUGUGUGUGUAUUUGCGUGUGUGUGAGUAAGUGUGUGUGUAUUUGCGUGUGUGUGUGUACGCAUGUGUGUGUUGCUCAGUAUGUGCUGGGCUGCAUCUUUGUCUGCCCAGCACAUAGUAGGUGUUUUUGUUUGGUUUGUAGAGGUUCUUUCCCCUUGUGUUUUGUUGCGGAUGCAUGUGGUUAUUUUAGCGUGUGGUUAUUUCAAUGCGUGUUUAGUCUGUAUGGUAUGUCUGUGGCUCUUUCAGGGUAUGAAUGUCUGUGGCUCUUUUAGGGUAUGAAUGUCUGUGGCUCUUUUAGGGUAUGAAUGUCUGUGGCUCUUUUAGGGUGUGAAUGUCUGUGGCUCUUUUAUGGUGUGAAUGUCUGUGGCUCUUUUCUUUAGGCUGUGAAUGUCUGUGGCUCUUUUUUUUAGGCUGUGAAUGUCUGUGGCUCUUUUUUUUUUAGGCUGUGAAUGUCUGUGGCUCUUUUUUUUAGGCUGUGAAUGUCUGUGGCUCUUUUUUUAGGGUGUGUAGCGUUCCAUGCGGUGUGUUUUACUUCCCUCCCUUUCUCCCUCCCCCCUCCCCUCUACAGCAGGUGCCUACUACCCGGCCCAGCCCCAGUACAGCCACACACCCCCUGUCCAGACCGCGCCCGUCAUGAUAAGCCCCGCCCAGCCCCAGCAGCAGGCCCUGCCCCCUCAGCCGACGCCGACCCAACCACCUGCACCCAAGAGGGAGCGUGUAACGGUACUGCAUUUCCACUGAGACUAUACCCCGGUGUUUGGCCUAAACACUCAGACUUUUGAGUUUCCACUAGGGAUGUUAGCCGCCGAAAAUACAUUUGACCGGUCAUGCUUAUCGGGCAAUUUGCAUAAUUUAGCGGAAUUAAAUUGGCGAGUGUGUAUUUUCGUUAGUAGUCAUGCAUGUUAUUUAUCACAUGCGCACAGCAUACAGAGCCUAGUUUGAGGAGUGGAAUAUCCUAUCACCUGUCAGACAGUGCGAGAGUAGCUCCUCACUGGAGUGAAAUGUGCUUUUGUAAGCCCAGUCAUUGCGCAACAAAUUCUAAAUGCAAUCGCGUGUUAAACUUUGAUGGCCACUAUUUAAAUGGAGCUAUUUUUAUUUGUCAAUCAACUCGUAAAUUAAAGGGCGCUUCCCAUUCGCCAUUCGAGUGCAUAGGCUAUAGUCAACGGUAUGCAGGCUAUCAGCGCGUCACCCACCUCUUUGCAAUGUGAGCUUGAGGCAGUAAUUGUCUGAAAGCUGAACGUUUUACUUUACUUCAAAUAAUGAGGCAUGUCUUACCUUGCUUCAAAGUAGCCUUGCGAAAAUCCAUCCAUAGAAACGUGGAGACAAUUAUUUUAUAAAGAGUUCCUGAUGCCAUUAACCAGCUUUUGUCUCCUGUUCUAUUUGUUUUCAUAUCAACUUUCUUUCAUUGUCCAGAAGCCGAAGGCACAAUCCUAGUUAUAUUAGCAACCCAUCCUAGUUGUUGUUAUAGAUUCCCCCUCUUUCUAAGUUUCUAACUGAUAAUCUCUGUCACAUAUGGAACCGCUCGCAUUAGGUGCGCUGUUUAGACUGGUGUUUUCCAGAGAAUUUGCAUUUUGGCUGUAGCCUUUUGACUGUAAAACGAUAGGCUUGCUAUCAUUGCAUGUUUCCAUUAAGCGCUUCAUGAAAAAUGUCUGGUCCUUGUAUGCAUGCAUAGUAUCAGAGAGGAAGAACAGAAGCGAGACCUCUCGCCAAAAUCAGUCUAAAACAAGCCCAAUGCGUUUCUAUGUCGCCUGCCUUCCAGCCUUGGGACGACUACCAUUAUUAGAGCAGAUCUCUGAUAGUAUUUUACUGUUUGGAAGUCAUUUAACCGUUUGUUAAACGGUUAAUGAGGGUCAGUUAGUCGGCAUCCUUAGUUUCCACUAAGUAUAUUAUUUGCGCAUUUCCACUGAGGAUUUACCCCAAUGUUUUACCCAAAAUGCUCAGACUUUUCUGUCUCCGUCUACGCGGACUAUCACCCGUGUCUCACUGGGCCAUGGCUCCGGUGGACCUGCUCUAGUUUGGAAGCAAGGCCCUGGGUACUUUUCAGCUGGCAUUUACUAGAGCCUGACCGAUAUGGGAUUUCUGGGUCCGAUACCGAUUUUUAGGGAGGCAACAGUCACCGUUUACCGGUAUAUUUGCAUAAGUAUGUAUUUUUUUCAGAAGUUCUGCUCCAAAGGAUUAACAGAUACUCUGAUUUCUUAACUAAAUAAUUUUAGAACAUUUUAUUUGUGGUUUACAUGAUAUCCACCAAAAAGCAACGAUAUAUCCUCUAAAUCAGAAAGUAAAUACAAAACACUUGUUCAGUUUACCUUCUUAGGUACAACUUAAAGAUGUAGAUAAAGGUGAAAGAAACGCACACCUAUUUAGGCGAGGUGCUGGCUGACGGCGUAAAACACUUCAAAAAGAAAAGGAAAGCCGCACACUCUAGGAGCUCAGAUGCAAUAAUUUAAUAUCUUAAUAACCAACGUUUCGACAGACAAGCUGUCUUCAUCAGGGUAUAAUGACAAACACUGCGGGUCACUGGUUUAUAUAGUGUCAAAGGACACACGCAGGUGUCUGUAAUCAUGGCCGGGUGUGGCCUAAUAGCAUUGGCCAAUUCACAGAUAAAAACAACAUACAAAAAACAUGGAUAGCAUAUGAUCAUAGAUACAUAGCUACAUAGGCCCACAACAUUUACAAUGAAUAGCUAAAUCACAAGAAUGGCUUCAAAUCAAAGUCUACGUUGAGACCGAAGGGAGCAAGGGUCUUUAAAUUAAGGAUCCAGGCAGCCUCUCGUUUUAACAAUAAGUUGUCGAGGUCACCCCCUCUCCUAGGGAGGGUGACAUGUUCGAUGCCGAUAUAACGUAGGGAAGAAAUCGAGUGGUUCGAUUCCAAAAAGUGGGCAGCGACUGGGUAUGUCGAGUUUUGGCACCUAAUGGUGCUACGAUGCUCCGAGAUUCGUACUUUUAAUUCGCGCUUUGUUUUACCCACAUAAUUUUUACCACAAGGACAAGUUAUAAGAUAAAUAACUGCCUUAGUGGAACACGUAAUAACACCUUUGAUUGGGAUCUGUUUCCCUGUUUGGGGGUGUUUGAAGGAUCUACAUUUGUAAGUGCCAUUGCAUUGAGCACAGCCGUUACACUUGUAGUUUCCAUCCGGUAGAGGCGCAAAUAGACGAUGCAAUCUGACUGACAAUCUAUUGGCUAUAUAUUUCAGCUGCAAAUGGCAUGCGCUGAUGACUGAAUGUUAAUGCAGGAAAAAGCUUGCCGCACUGGUUUUAGCCACACACGUUCUAAUUUAGCUAGCUAACAAUCUUAUCUCAUCUCAUCAUGAGUGUAAGCAUAUGGCCUGAAUGAUAGAUCUGUACCAACUAAGUAAACCACUAACAUAAUAGGCCAGACAGUAAGUGUUCUUUUUGUAUCAAGGAUGAGUCUGUGUUCACUUUGGCUCCAAUCCAGUGUUUGCGCAUAAACAGCACAGAUUGCUUGCUUUGCUAGCUAGGCUAAGUAACUUGUUGGCUAGAUGGAGCCUAACUACAUUGCUGGUUAGCUAGCCAGCUAGCCAGCUAACGUUAAUCAAGUGAGCAUGUGAUGACAGGGCUACUUGUUUGGUGAAGUGUACUUGUGAUUAUUUACUUAUUCAAAUACGCUGUUGACUUAUGGGCUGAAUGAUGUUCAAUGAGCAGUUUGUAGAGCGCCCUCUUCAGGCAACCAUUGAAAAUUCCAAAAAUGACCGCAAAUGAGCACACGUAUUUGUUAAUUCUAUGUAUAUAAUAUUGGCGCGUUAUUGGUGGAAUAAAGACAGAUACAAAUGUUUCUGUGAAAGGUUCAUAUCGGCCGAUUUAAUGUCUUAAGUUUAACACUACUUACGGAAACACAAUAACACUAGAGCUUACAUUUCACAUAAAACACUGGAGGCCCACUGGUGUGGGGAUAAAUCUCAAUGAGAAAGCACCAUAUGAGCCAAAAAAUACCUACACUGACAUGGGCUCAGACUGGGCCAGUGUAGGACUAGUUUAGACGGUAGGAGGGGUGACGGGAGAAGAGAAUGGGACUUUAUUUAGGCCUAUUUAACCAGUGUCAUCGGUGCAAAACGUUUUGCAACGGGAAAUGAAAACUAGCAUUUCAUGCAUAUUGAAAGUUCAGUCCCUCCCAGUUUCGGUCAGUUUUCUUCUGUUUGGCGCCUAGUGAAUAAGACCCAUGCUAGUCAGUUAAUAGCACAUUUAUAUUUGCAAUGACCGCUUGGGGCGAUGUGAUUGUCUUAAUACUAUAAAGUAAUUUUUAGAACUACAGUAUAGACUGUUUAACCUCAUCCUGCCCCCCCUUCUCACCCCUCCUAGAUCAGAAUACGAGACCCCAACCAGGGGGGCCGUGACAUCACAGAGGAGAUAAUGUCCGGGGGAAGGGCUUCUUCCACCCCCCCACAGGUACGUAUCACAACCCACUGGGGCCUGUUCAGGAGCAUGUAACGUUACAGAAUGCACAGAUAGGAACAUUGUUGUCCAAUUAUUAGAUUUCUUGCUGUUAACAUCCUGAAACUUUGUGAUUUGGUAUUUAUCAUAUGAGGACAUCAUCAAACUAUAAAAAAAAAAAAAAAAGCAGAAAUGUAUCAUAUGGAACCGAUAUGAUUGUCAGUCAGAUAGAACAGGGAAUCGUGUCAGCUCUAUACAUUCUAGUUCAAUACAUUCAACGUUAAGUGUUUCACAUCACUCAAUACAUCCCCUGAUUUCUCCUCCUCAUUGGAAUCAUUCCCAGUGAUGAGCUCAAAAUGCAAGUUUGGAAUCCUGUGGCUUUGAGAUGAUUCCACAGCGAUGAUGUCAUAGAGGAAACCAGGAAGUUUGGAAUGGAAGCCAGAUGUUCCAAAACAGUUCCAUGCAGUUAGUGUUUAUUUUUACGGUUGUUGUGUGUUGUCGCCAACUCUCAACUCGGCUGGUUUUGAUCAACCAGGCAAUGGGAUAGCAUUAGAAAAAAACUGUUAGUAUUUUGUAUCUAGUAUAUUUUUGCAAAGCUAGUUUUGACGUUGCUUCCUGUUUUCUGCCGCUAGUCCUUCACCACAGAGGAAGAAGGUCCUGCCCAGACCAACGGAGAAGUUACUAAACCCGUCACCAUCGUGACGAGAACAGGUGAGCCUCCUCUCAGGUCUUGUGGUACUACAAUGUCUUUACAGCCACAUUUUGCCAGCAUGAAUUGAAAAACUAACUUGAUCGUCAGGGAUUGAUUGCAGUACGUUAAAGGUCCAAAACAGUUCCCAACUGAUUUCCUUCUUUGUUGCAGAUGAAAACGCAGAACCCGCGGUUUGCACAGCGACGGCCGCCGAAACCCCGCCUCCAGUGUCGGCAACUCCAGAGCCUGCCACCGCCACUGUCCCACUGGAGGACAAACAGGAAACCGAUGGCCAGGUUGCCCCGCCUACUGAACAGGUCGUCAGCGAAUCAGCUGCCCCCAUGGCGGGAAUGAGGGCCGAGGUGCCCAUCCCACCAAGGGAAGACCAGGCCCCUGCCCCCUCCCCCCUGGCAGCUUCUACCUCCCCUCCCCCUGCAGAGGUACAGACUCCACCCCCCGCCACCACCAUCGCUCAGGCCAGCCACACGGUGGGCACUGGUAUGACCCCCGCGGUGAUGGUAGUGACCCCCGAAGGUCCUUCCACACAGGUCGAGCCUCUGGCUGCCCCAGCAUCUGUGGAGAAGCCUCCUGCCCGGGUAGUGGAGGAGGUAGUGGUGGAGAAGAAGGUAGAAAAGGUCAAGGAGGAGCCUGCAGUUAACACCAAUCCAGAGGUAGUGGCGGCUGUUGCGGUGGCGUUCGCAAAAGAAGACACUAAACCUGCUCCACGACCUGUGACCCCCAUCGCUAUGGCAACGGUCAACGAUUUCGCCCCGUCCUUGAAGUUGGUGGCGGCUGUGGAAGCUCCCACUAAAACUGACAGCGUGGUGUUGCCGCCAGCGCCUAAACAGAAAGCCGCUGUUCCCGUGACUGAGCCCGUCUCUGCCCCCGCUCCUGCCGCCACUCCCUCUGUCCCGGAGGUGGAGCCUGCCGUGGCCCAAAAGGUGGAGCAGCCGCCCCUGUCCAACGGCCUCCCCCAGGAGGACCCCGACGAGGUAGACGCCCCCGUGGCUGCACUAGAGCCUACCGCAACGGCAAUCACAGAGCCUGCCACUCCCCCACCUCAGGAAACUUCUAACCCUGCGGCUGCUGCAGUGGCAGAGGAGGAGGAGGAUGCAUCCCCAGUGCCCUCGUCCAGCAGCCCUUCAGAGGACACGUCUAUGCAAGGUAAGAGGGACGUUUUCUUUCUGGUCAGGUCACUUGGUCAGGAAAAACUAGCAUGUGCACCAAGGUUUUGGUUUGGCUGAGGCACCCAGAGGUUCUUCGUGGUGUGGCUUCAGGUUUUGAUGUAAGAACUUUAAUGUAAUGCUCCUGUCUUCUCUCUUCUAGCUGCUGUGUCUGUGCCAAAGAAGAAGAGGAACAUGAAGGAGCUGAACAAGAAGGAAGCCAUCGGAGACAUGUUGGAUGCCUUCAAAGAGGUGUGUCUGCGUUCGUGCAUUGAAUAGAGCGGCCUUAUGAAGUCAGAAACUAUCCUAAACAGUUGUCCGUGACCACCUUUCAAGGUGCACCAGUAGUAAAGCUUGAAAACGUGUAAGAUUGUUACUUACAGCACUGCAUGGUAUCUGCAGCCAGCCGCUACUCCGGUUGGACUGUUCAUUAGGGUUGGGCGGUAUCCACAUUUUCAUAUAGUCUUACCGUCCUUCUCUUAUCCCGGGAUCUUCUUGGGUAUGACGUUACAAGCUUGGCACACCUGUAUUUGUGGAGUUUCUCCCAUUCUUCUCUGCAAAUCCUCUCAAGCUCUGUCAGGUUGGAUGGGGAGCAUUGCUGCACAGCUAUUUUCAGACCAAGAUUUUUAUUUGUAAUACAUGUUUUUGCUUUGUCAUUAUGGGGGAUUGUGUGUAGGUUGAUUAGUGGCAAAAACGAUUUAAUCCAUUUUAGAAUAAGCUGUAACGUAACAAAAUGUGGAAAAAAUGAAGGGGUCUGAAUACUUUCCGAAUGCACUGAAUAUGGGUAGAAGCAGACAGGGCCAAGAACCAAGAGGAGAACAAACGCAAGGAAAUCAGGAUAGCACUGGCAGCUGUACAGAACUCAUCCAAAGCGCUUUGACUUCUCAAACACGGCAGAAAGCUACACUAUAUGAGGCCCGUCUCUUUAUUAAUUCAGCCACUUACUUAGAUAACUAGCAAGUUAAACAAAAUUAAUCGCUGAACUCACCUUUUACCGGUUUCUCCCGUUGUGCUAUUUCCAAACAAACACGUGACUGGCUCAACUGUUCUGGGGAACUACGGUAAGAUGCACAAUGUAAUAUAACUGAGUGAAAUUAAGAACGCCAUCGGCUUCAUAUCCUAACGUAUUGCACAAGUUGACUGCAGGUAAUUACUUAAAGUAGCUACAAAUAUAACAAUUUAUUCAACUUAAAAUAAAUAGUUUCAAAUGUAUUGAAAAACCAUCCCGUGGCUAUUUCCAAAUACCCCGGUAUACGGUAUACUGCCCAAGCCUACUGUUCGUUAGUCAGUGCAAGAGCAACUCUGCAUAUGGCAUCGUUGGUCUCCAUGUCUCUGUGCCUGGAGCCCUGGUAUGUCUGUCGAGACAAACAUUUCACUUCCCAGCAAGUUUAUCAGUAAGCGUCCGAUUUGCCAAUUGAAACUUGUAUCUUCAAAAGAGAAGAAGGGGGAAAAAGGACUGUUACUCAGCAGUGUUUUCCACUAGCGUCGGCUAAAUGGCCGAUUAGACUCAUUUUCAGCCGGCUCCUUUUUCCACUUGAAUUAACUAGGCUACUUUUCAAUUUGAUAGUCAGAAAAAAGUCUGCCGAGCCCUCAUGAACGAUAUGCAUCUUCUAGCGAUCUAUUGAUAGGACAGACUCCUGUCAGUCACAAAGUGAGCGCUGACAGGGAAACACUGCUGGUUUGACAGUCUGCCGUCUGUCCUGCCUCUCGGUACCUGGGUGUGUGCGCUGUGGUUGCAGUCACAUUUCUUUACACGGAGGGAGAGGGCAUGAUGCUCCUUCGUCUCUGUGAUUGAAUUUGCACAUCCAAUAUAAUGUGGUAAUAAUGAAUCGAAAUCCACUUAACCUAUUUACUGGCACAUUCAUUUAUUUUCUUUAGCUUGUUUCAUAUGCAGCCACAGAGGGGUGGCGCAUGGGCUAUUUACUGUGCUUUGAUUUAUUGACUAGCAAUAAGCUUGACUAGUUUAUUAAAGGUGUCGAACUGACUGAAUAAAGUCGAUCUCGUAUCCUUGCCAUUCAUAAAUCAUAGAACAAAGUUACACUGAGUGUACAAAACAUUAGGAACACCUGCUCUUUCCAUGCCAUAGACUGACCAGGUGAAAGCUAGGAUCCCUUAUUGAUGCCACUUGUUAAAUCCAUUUGAAUCAGUGUAGAUGAAGGGGGUGAGACCGGUUAAAGAAGGAUUUUUAAGCCUUGAGACAAUUGAGACGUGGAUUGUGUAUGUGUCAUUCAGAGGGUGAAUGAGCAAGACAAACGAUUUAAGUGCCUUUUGAACGGGGUGUGGUAGUGGGUGCAAGGCGCACUGGUUUGAGUGUGUCAACAACUACAACGCUGCUGGAUUUUUCACGCUCAACAGUUUCCAGUGUGUGUCAAGAAUGGCCCACCACCCAAAGGAUAUCCAGCCAACUUGUCAACUGUGGGAAGCAUUGGAGUCAACAUGGGCCAGCAUCCCUGUGGAACGCUUUCGACACCUUGUAAAGUCCAUGCCCCAACGAAUUGAGGCUGUUCUGAGGGCAAAAGGGGGUGCUACUCAAUAUUAGGAAGGUGUUCCUAAUGUUUUGUACAGUCAGUGUAUUAUAUCCAUGGUAUCGCAUCGUAAACUAAAGAUCUCGUUUGUAUUUUCGAUAUGAAGUCCAUCAGGACUUGCCAGACAGUGACGUUAAAGUGAAUGACUCGUCAGUAGCCAAUCGCAUCGGUAAGAGAGACGUUCAGUUGGCUCCCUAAUUUGCAUACUGGUAGUGUUUUUGGCAAUUAUUUGUGGAUUAAAUUAUGAAAACAUUAGACUAAGAUUGUGAAUACCAUAUACAGUGGAGGAAAAAAGUAUUUGAUCCCCUGCUGAUUUUGUACGUUUGCCCACUGACAAAGUCAUGAUCAGUCUAUAAUUUUAAUGGUAGGUUUAUUUGAACAGUGAGAGACAGAAUAACAACAAAAAAUCCAGAGAAACGCAUGUCAAAAAUUUUAUAAAUUGAUUUGCAUUUUAAUGAGGGAAAUAAGUAUUUGACCCCUCUGCAAAACAUGACUUAGUACUUGGUGGGAAAACCCUUGUUGGCAAUCAGAGGUCAGACGUUUCUUGUAGUUGGCCACCAGGUUUGCACACGUCUCAGGGGGGAUUUUGUUCCACUCCUCUGCAGAUCUUCUCCAAGUCCCAUUUUCUAUGGGAUUAAGGUCUGGAGACUGGCUAGGCCACUCCAGGACCUUAAUGUGCUUCUUCUUGAGCCACUCCUUUGUUGCCUUGGCUGUGUGUUUUGGGUCAUUGUCAUGCUGGAAUACGACCCAUUUUCAAUGCCCUGGCUGAGGGAAGGAGGUUCUCACCCAAGAUUUGACGGUACAUGGCCCCGUCCAUCGUCCCUUUGAUGCGGUGAAGUUGUCCUGUCCCCUUAGCAGAAAAACACCCCCAAAGCAUAAUGUUUCCACCUCCAUGUUUGACGGUGGGGAUGGUGUUCUUUGGGUCAUAGGCAGCAUUCCUUCUCCUCCAAACACAGCGAGUUGAGUUGAUGCCAAAGAGCUCGAUUUUGGUCUCAUCUGACCACAACACUUUCACCUAGUUCUCCUCUGAAUCAUUCAGAUGUUCAUUGGCAAACUUCAGACGGGCCUGUAUAUGUGCUUUCUUGAGCAGGUGGACCUUGCGGGCGCUGCAGGAUUUCAGUCCUUCACGGCGUAGUGUGUUACCAAUUGUUUUCUUGGUGACUAUGGUCCCAGCUGCCUUGAGAUCAUUGACAAGAUCCUCCCGUGUAGUUCUGGGCUGAUUCCUCAAAGUUCUCAUGAUCAUUGCAACUCCACGAGGCGAGAUCUUGCAUGGAGCCCCAGGCCGAGGGAGAUUGUCAGUUCUUUUGUGUUUCUUCCAUUUGCAAAUAAUCGCACCAACUGUUGUCACCUUCUCACCAAGCUGCUUGGCGAUGGUCUUGUAGCCCAGUAUAAAGUAUAAAAGACACCUGGGAGCCAGAAAUCUUUCUGAUUGAGAGGGGGUCAAAUACUUAUUUCCCUCAUUUAAAAUGCAAAUCAAUUCAUAACAUUUUUGACAUGUGUUUUUCUGGAUGUUUUUGUUGUUAUUCUGUCUCUCACUGUUCAAAUAAACCUACCAUUAAAAUUAUAGACUGAUCAUUUCUUUGUCAGUGGGCAAACUUACAAUAUCAGCAGGGGAUCAAAUACUUUUUUCCCUCACUGUAGGUACCUGCUUCAUUUUUCAAUCAUACCUGUAUUGCAGAUAGCUGAGAAAAUGCCUCUUAAAAGGAAGCUUGAAGCCUGUACUUCUGUGGGUCAGUUGCUAAACAAAUAUUUUAUUUAUAGAUGACAUGCUGCAAUUCAGAAUUGUCGUUCUAACUCUUCUCUUAAUACGUAUGGACCCAGAACUUAAUUGAGCAUCUGUUCUGUUUAUUUUAGACCCAUUUAUUCAUUAGAAAAAUUGCCCAUUACACAAUUUGUUUGAUUUUGUAAGUCGCUCUGGAUAAGAGCGUCUGCUAAAUGAUGAAAAUGUAAUGUAAAAUGUAAUUUUAAAAUUGAACCUUUAAUACCUUUUUUUCAAGGUAAAUUACAGAAUUUGAAGAACAAACAUAAUUGUGGCAAUUCAUAUCUUGCAAUAAAAUACUUUAAUCUCAAGAGAAGGCAGGUUAAAGGUCAUAUUGGCCUAGACAAUAUCCAAAACAACUAACAAUACACUGAAUUCAUACAUUUUCAGUAAUUUAAAUUGUAAACACAAUACCACAACAAAUUAUUCCAAUCUGGGACGUAAACUCAAUAAAGUAUUCAACAAUUUCACUGUGUAUUUCGGAUGGAAUCAAGGCAUUGGAAUGAACUAGAGGCCACAAAUAGAGCUUGUUCUGCAAAAAUGUCAUAACCCAGCCCAGGGGAGCCUGGCUGGCUACUUUUUCUAUUUGGCUGGCUACUCCAUGUGCUUGUGGAAAACACUGGUUACUCACCCCAAAUCCCCUAACCUUAACCACAAAACUGACUUGAGGUCAGCAUGUAGGGGUCUCAACUUCCUUCUACUCUCUUACCCUUCAAUCUUCCUGUCCCUUCUCCCCUCUCUCGUCCAUACAGGAGAAGGAGGCGGCACCCGCCCCCGAGCCCUCGUCAACUCCGGCAAAGCCCAGCCCUGUGGCCCCUCCCUCCGUGGCGCCCGCUGAAGCUCCAGACGAGACGUGGGAAGAGAAGGAGGACAAGCAUAACGCCGACACGCCCCCGCUCAAACCGGGCGACCUCAAGUACCAGUACAAAGGAGGUGGGUGGCCCCUUAGAAAUUACUGAAGAUAGCAGUCAAGUCAUGGCCUCCCGAGUGGCGCAGUGGUCUAAGGCACUGCAUCGCAGUACUAGCUGUGCCACUAGAGAUCCUGGUUCGAAUCCAGGCUCUGUCGUAGCCGGCCGCGACCGGGAGACCCAUGGGGCGGCGCACAAUUGGCCCAGCGUCAUCCAGGGUAGGGGAGGGAAUGGCCGGCAGGGAUGUAGCUCAGUUGGUAGAGCAUGGCGUUUGCAACGCCAGGGUUGUGGGUUCGAUUCCCACAGGGGGCCAGUAUGAAAAAAAAAAAAAAAAAAAAAAAUGUAUGCACUCACUAACUGUAAGUCGCUCUGGAUAAGAGCGUCUGCUAAAUGACUAAAAUGUAAAUGUGACAAUGAAUAGCUAAUAUUCGUUGAUUGAUUCUUUGUGAGAGGUAUCCUAAUUUUUCCCCUCACUUGAAAUGUCUCAUCGUUGAAAUGUGCAAUGAACUGUCUGUUUCUAUAACCACGGAUUUUAUGCGAGUCAAGUCAUAGCGUAUAAAAAUAAAUCGCAACAGCAGUGAUGGAAACACAGCUGUUAUCGACAGACAAUAUGUUCGUUUGAAAUGGUGGGAUCUUUUUGUCGGUAAAAUGAAUUAUGCGACAAAUUGCGGUGGAAACAAUUUAUUGUGUGAUUGUUGAUAGAAUAACUAUAAUGCCGAGGUAAAUUUGCAGUCAUGCGAUGCUAUGUUGUGUGGUCCUCCCACUAUGACUUGGAAAAGCAUGCACAGUUUAAAGGGCUACAGAUUAAAUAAAUGAUGAUGAACUUCACAGGGUGGUGAAAGUACACGGUGAAGAGCUUGAUGCUCCUUUCCAAUAAAUAUUGAGGGUCUUGUGACAUGAUGAUCGCUGCCAGUUAACAAAUGAAUGAUCUUGCUAUUAUCCAUCUCAUCAUAAAACCUAACAUGUCCACUUUAUUAGCGAACUGUUGUCUAGAGAGCAUGCGCAAAAACCAGAUUGGGCAAGUUUGCCAUUUAUCGCAACAGUUUUUGUGACUAAACCAUCGAUAGAGUGGAAAAUGCAAUGGAAACGCAUUGAACUUGUUUUUUUAUUCGGUGCAUGAGAACUUUAGCGCAAAAGUGUUCUAUGUGCACUAGGUCAUCGCCCAGCCUUUUAUCUGGAAACAAACCUCUGGUGGGAAAAUGGACAGUUUGUUAAUGCAGAUAUUAUAAUAUUCGCUUGAAAAUCUAUCGCAAAUUGGAUGGAAACCUAGCUACUGUCAAAGACCCCCAUUUACUCAUGUGUACGGCCAGCGUUAUCCCUAAUGAAAUACAUGUCUCUUCAAGAGUAGUCUUAUAGAUUUGGUUGGGUGUGUUACAACAACAGCUAAGCAGUAUAGAGUCCUUCGUAGCAAAUUCAACCAUUCAAACUCUCACACUCCCUUUUCCUCCGAACAGAGCAAUGGAAGCCUAUCGACCCAGAGGAGAAGAAGAGGUACGACAGAGUGUUCCUGCUGGGCUGCCAGUUCAUUAGUGCCAGCAUGAACAAGCCAGAGGGCCUACCUGUCAUCAGCGACGUGGUGCUAGAGAAGGUAAGCUAUACCAUCAAAUCAAUUCAUUUUAUGAUCCAGUAUGGUGACUUUUUAUAGGCAUCCAGUUAGAAAUGUAUUAUUCACAACUAAUAACGGUGCUUUGAAAUAAAAGCGAUUAUGCUCUAGUGCAAAUUUUAACACAUCUCCUAUCUCAAUCAGGUGCUUUUCUACUAUCUCUGUCCCAAUGUUAAUUUCAAUGUCAAAAUCAUAAGUACUUAAUUCUCUGUUUCUCUAUGUAGGCAAAUAAGACCCCCAUGCGCCCAGCAGAGCCUGGUCGCAACAUGAUGAACGCCGGUCCAGACUUCACCCCCGCCUUCAUGGGUAACCUGGGCAGACAGUCCUCCGGAGGAGGGGGACCACGGGGCCCUGGAAGGGACCAUAUGGGAGUGAGUAUGGCAGUGUGUUGGGUGUGUGUCAGUGCAUAAUUAGAGGACUCAUCUUUGCUAAAACAGGUUAUAGCCAUCCAGUGUCUAACUCUAUGGUCAGUGCAUAGAUAUCCUAUAAUUCAAGACCAAGAUGGACGAUUGUUUGGUCAAAGUAAUAAAGAUGCCCAUAUAGUGUUCUAUUUAUUUCUGUUGAUUCAGUGUGUUGUGUGUGUUCAGAGUGUGUUUUGUGUAUUUGUUAGGUAUGUGGGCUGUUGGUGUGUCAGUGUCUCUUGGAAAGCAUUAGUCAUAGUUCAUAGUACAUCAUAGUAUGUCACUCUCCAAAUGUCUAUCUAUCCUUCCUCCCAAAGUGUUCACUGAUUUGGAAGGAAAUGACUGGUGUAAUAAAUAUGGUGGAAACUCCCACUAGCCCAUGCCUCCACCAAUCCAAUGCUAUUAGAUUUGUGGGAAGUAGGGAAUGAGUGACUUCAGGAGAAAGGAGAUAUCAUUGCAUUCACCCUUUUGUCACGUGUUUCUUUCAAACAAAUUAUUUGAUUUGAUCAUCAACCAAUGAUUUAUUGUGAGCAUCUAAAGAUAACCAUUCAAUUGAAUACUGUUCUGACACUGCCAUUGAGUGGAACUGGCCCUGCUCUCUACCUUGUUGCUGUCUAAAGCUGUGCUCUGGUAGUGAAUGAUUCACAGCCCUGUGUGUUUGUAGAGUUCAUAGACCUCAUCUCCUCUACAUGAGGUCCUGACCUGUCCUUUCUGUCUCUCUUAUCUCUCUCUACCCCUCUCACCCACACCUCUCUUGCUUUUUCCCUCCUCCUUUCUCCCUCCUUACACCCCCCCCCCCGUCUCCCUCCCUCCCCCUUCCCACUCCUCCCCCUCCCCUCCCUCUCUCUCCCCUUACAAUUCAUCUCUCCUCUUCUCCACCUCCCCCAGCCCCCCGGACCGCGGCGCUCCCAGCAGGGCCAGCGUAAGGAGCCCCGCAAGAUCAUCACAAUCUCCUCAUCGCUAGGCGGCGACGUGGAGCUCAACAAGGCGGAGAAGGCCUGGAAGCCCACAGUGAAGAAGGCGGUGACCCAGGGCCGUGGGGCUGCCCCCGAGGAUGAGGAGAGCGACAACCCCGAGCAGGCCAAGACCCAGGAGCUGUUCAAGAGGGUCCGCUCCAUCCUCAACAAGCUGACCCCUCAAAUGUUCCAGCAGCUGAUGAAACAGGUCACAGAGCUGACCAUCGACACGGAGGAGAGGCUGAAGGGAGUGAUCGACCUGAUCUUUGAGAAGGCCAUCUCCGAGCCCAACUUCUCUGUGGCCUACGCCAACAUGUGCCGCUGCCUUAUGGGGGUGAGUGAAGCGACCAACGUUGUUUGGGCGUUCCAUGUUAGUCUUUUUCUGUCCAGUCUCGCUCUCGCUCUCUCUCUCGUGUGUUAGGACCACUGCAGUAUAGUGAUGGACUUUAAGAACUCAAGGAGCUGAGGACAAGCCUUCUUUCUUUCCUGUUAGCACUCUCUUGCAUAUUUGCUUCUGUCGUCAUCCUACUGGACAUAAACCAAACAGACCUUGAACUAAACUUGUAUUUUUCCUUGUUUCCUUUCAUUGUCUCUUCCCAGUUGAAAGUGCCCACCACAGACAAACCAGGAGUGACGGUAAACUUCCGCAAGCUGCUGCUCAACCGUUGUCAGAAGGAGUUUGAGAAGGACCAGGAUGAUGACGUGAUCUUUGAGGCCAAACAGAAGGAGAUGGAAGCCGCCAAAGAGGUAGGGGAUGAUUAAUUUCACAUUACAUUUUAGUAAUUUAGCAGACGCUCUUAUCCAGAGCGACAUACAAUUAGUGCAUUCAUCUUAAGAUGGCUAGGUGAGAACACAUCACAAUCAUAUCAAGUAAAUUUUUCCUCAAAAUAUUUAUCAUCAAAAUCAGUACUAGUGGGAAAAGAGAAGUGGCUUUUUUUUGGUGGGGGGGGGGGGAUUCAAUAUGUAAUAUUGAAAAUCGAUGCAGGCAUUCCUUUUUAAAAUUCAAGAUUCGACAAGCUAGUUUGAUAGACAACCUGUGUAAUAGAUCCGUUUCCAUUCCGUUUCACCCUCCAUGCACAAUAAAGCUUUGUGAACUUUCAAACUAACCUCGGACCUCUCUUCUCCCAGGAGGAGAAAGCCGGUCUGAAGGCGGAGCUGGAGGAGGCCAAAGACAAGGCGCGGCGGCGGUCGCUGGGCAACAUCAAGUUCAUCGGCGAGCUGUUCAAGCUGAAGAUGCUGACGGAGGCCAUCAUGCACGACUGCAUCGUCAAGCUGCUGAAGAACCACGACGAGGAGUCGAUAGAGUGCCUCUGUAGACUGCUGUCCACAAUCGGCAAGGACCUGGACUUUGAGAAAGCCAAGGUAUGUAGAAGAGAGAGACGCACACACACACACACACAUACACACACACAGUUAGAUGGACACAGGCACGCACACUCACUAAUACACAGGGACACACACACAGAAACAAACAUGCACUCACCCUGACAUAAUUUCCUUUGCAGAAAUGAGAAUGGCCACACACAUACACCCACCCCCAGUCUGACUGUCCCUCUGUCCCCCCCAGCCCCGUAUGGACCAGUACUUUACCCAGAUGGACAAGAUCAUCAAGGAGAAGAAGACCUCGUCUAGGAUCCGCUUCAUGUUGCAGGACGUCAUCGACCUCAGACGGGUACAACUACACCUCCCUCCAUCCCUCUAUACAAUGUUCUCCCUCUUUCUGUGUCUUCCUCGCUCUACCUCUCUCACUAUCUCUCUACCCCUCUCUCUCUUACUCUCUCUCUACCUCUCUCACCCCUCUCUCUCUCUCUCACUAUCUCUCGCCCUCUCUCACUAUCUCUCAUUUAAUUCAAAGGGCUAUAUAUAUUUAUAUAUAUAUAUAUAUAUAUAUAGAUAUAUAUAUAUAUAAUUAUAUAUAUAUAUAUAUAUAUAUAUAUAUAUAUAUAUAUUAUUAUAUAAUAUUACACACACACACACGUGGGGAAAAAAAGUAUUUAGUCAGCCACCAAUUGUGCAAGUUCUCCCACUUGAAAAGAUGAGAGAUGCCUGUAAUUUUCAUCAUAGGUACACGUCAACCAUGACAGACAAAUUGAGAAAAAAAAAUCCAGAAAAUCACAUUGUAGGAUUUUUAAUGAAUUUAUUUGCAAAUUAUGGUGGAAAAUAAGUAUUUGGUCACCUACAAACAAGCAAGAUUUCUGGCUCUCACAGACCUGUAACUUCUUCUUUAAGACGCUCCUCUGUCCUCCCCUCGUUACCUGUAUUAAUGGCACAUGUUUGAACUUGUUAUCAGUAUAAAAUACACCUGUCCACAACCUCAAACAGUCACACUCCAAACUCCACUAUGGCCAAGACCAAAGAGCUGUCAAAGGACACCAGAAACAAAAUUGUAGACCUGCACCAGGCUGGGAAGACUGAAUCUGCAAUAGGUAAGCAGCUUGGUUUGAAGAAAUCAACUGUGGGAGCAAUUAUUAGGAAAUGGAAGACAUACAACACCACUGAUAAUCUCCCUUGAUCUGGGGCUCCACGCAAGAUCUCACCCCGUGGGGUCAAAAUGAUCACAAGAACGGUGAGCAAAAAUCCCAGAACCACACGGGGGGACCUAGUGAAUGACCUGCAGAGAGCUGGGACCAAAGUAACAAAGCCUACCAUCAGUAACACACUACGCCGCCAGGGACUCAAAUCCUGCUGUGUCCCCCUGCUUAAGCCAGUACAUGUCCAGGCCAGUCUGAAGUUUGCUAGAGUACAUUUGGAUGAUCCAGAAGAGGAUUGGGAGAAUGUCAUAUGGUCAGAUGAAACCAAAAUAGAACUUUUUGGUAAAAACUCAACUCGUCGUGUUUGGAGUACAAAGAAUGCUGAGUUGCAUCCAAAGAACACCAUACCUACUGUGAAGCAUGGGUGUGGAAACAUCAUGCUUUGGGGCUGUUUUUCUGCAAAGGGACCAGGACGACUGAUCCGUGUAAAGGAAAGAAUGAAUGGGGCCAUGUAUCGUGAGAUUUUGAGUGAAAACCUCCUUCCAUCAGCAAGGGCAUUGAAGAUGAAACGUGGCUGGGUCUUUCAGCAUGACAAUGAUCCCAAACACACCGCCCGGGCAACGAAGGAGUGGCUUCGUAAGAAGCAUUUCAAGGUCCUGGAGUGGCCUAGCCAGUCUCCAGAUCUCAACCCCAUAGAAAAUCUUUGGAGGGAGUUGAAAAUCCGUGUUGCCCAGCGACAGCCCCAAAACAUCACUGCUCUAGAGGAGAUCUGCAUGGAGGAAUGGGCCAAAAUACCAGCAACAGUGUGUGAAAACCUUGUGAAGACUUACAGAAAACGUUUGACCUGUGUCAUUGCCAACAAAGGGUAUAUAACAAAGUAUUGAGAAACUUUUGUUAUUGACCAAAUACUUAUUUUCCACCAUAAUAUGCAAAUAAAUUCAUUAAAAAUCCUACAAUGUGAUUUUCUGGAAUUUCUUUUCUAAUUUUGUCUGUCAUAGUUGACGUGUACCUAUGAUGAAAAUUACAGGCCUCUCUCAUCUUUUUAAGUGGGAGAACUUGCACAAUUGGUGGCUGACUAAAUACUUUCUUUCCCCACUGUAUAUGGGUUUAUCAAAAUUGGAUUUGUUUUCUAAUUCUUUGAUCUGUGUAAUCUGAGGGAAAUAUCUGUCUCUAAUAUGGUCAUACAUUUGAGGUUAGGAAGUGCAGCUCAGUUUCCACCUCACUUUGUGGGCAGUGUGCACAUAGCCUGUCUUCAAUUGAGAGCCAGGUCUGCCUACAGCGGACUUUCUCAAUAGCAAGGCUAUGCUCACUGAGUCUGUAUAUAGUCAAAGCUUUCCUUCAUUUUGGGUCAGUCACAGUGGUCAGGUAUUCUGCCACUGUGUACUCUCUGUUUAGGGCCAAAUAGCAUUCCAGUUUGCUAGUUUUUUUGUAAAUUCUUUCCAAUGUGUCAAGUAAUUAUCUUUUUGUUUUCUCAUGAUUUGGUUUGGUCUUAUUGUGUUGCUGUCCUGGGGCUCUGUGGGGUAUGUUUGUGAACAGAGCCCCAGGACCAGCUUGCUUAGGGGACCCUUCUACAGGUUCAUCUCUCUGUAGGUGAUGGCUUUGUAAUGGAAGGUUUGGGAAUCGCAUCCUUUUAGGUGGUUGUAGAAUUUAACAGCUCUUUUCUGGAUUUUCUGCUCUGCAUGCAUUAUUUGGUGUUUUACGUUGUACACUGAGGAUAUUUUUGCUGAAUUCUGCAUGCAGAGUCUCAAUUUGGUGUUUGUCCCAUUUAGUGAAUUGGUUGGUGAGUAGACCCCAGACCUCACAACUGUAAAGGGCUAUGUGUUCUAGAACUGAUUCAAGUAUCUCUCUCUCUCUCUCUCUCUCUCUCUAACUCUCUAGCUUUCUUUCACUUUUCCUUCUUCCCUUUAUUUGUCUUCUGUGCAAUAGUAUCAUUAACGUCAUGGCAUCACAGUAGUUACGAUAGUAAUUUACCAUAUGGCUCUAACGCCCCCCCCCCCCCCCCUGCUUAUCUUAGACUUUAAAGAGUCAUCUCUCACACCCCCUCUCUCUCUCCCUCCCUCCAGAGUGGCUGGGUGCCCCGGCGAGGGGAGCAGGGCCCUAAGACCAUUGACCAGAUCCACAAGGAGGCUGAGCAGGAGGAACAAAUGCAGCAGAUCAAGGUUCAGCAGCAGCUCAUGUCAAGGAACGACGGAGGUGGACGAGGAGGAGGUGGUGGUGGAGGAAGAGACGGGAGGGGGGGAGACAGAGACAGAGGAGGAAGGGAUCAGGGGGGCCGCGGGGGCCAGGGGGGAAGGGGCAGCCAGCCCCAGGACGAGGGCUGGAACACAGUGCCCAUCUCCACCAAGAACAGACCUAUCGAUACCAGCCGGCUCAGCAAGAUCACCAAGGUGAGGGGAGAGUUUCUUAAUGUUUAGAACUACUAAAGGAACCUGUGUUUUGACUACAUUACGAACACAUGGGGUUCCUAAUUCUGGGGGGAGAAUGUAAACAAAAGAGUACAUAUUGCCUUUUUGUGGAUCACAAGGAUGCUUUUUGUAUUUGUCAUUUAGAGCAUGACAAGGUGAAGAGUUGUGUUGUCAAUGCUAUUGCCUAGAUGUCAUCCUGGUGAACUUUCUUCACUUUAUUAGACAUUUUUCAUCAAUUUUUAUACCAAGUCAAGUCCAACUGAGAUGGAUAUCGUUUUGGUAUAUCACCUCUGCGCUCUUAACCUUUUUGAGCUCUCCCCCACUAGCCUGGUGCUCUGGACUUCAGCAACCAGCUCCUUGCGCCCCAGCUCGGGGGUAAAGGCAUGUGGGGCAGCUGGGGCAAGGGCAGCAGUGGAGGCACCACAGGAGCCAAGCCUGCUGCCGGAGCUGAACCAGGUAGGGACACAUACGGACGUUCAAACACGCUUAACACACGGGCAAGACUUAACAUGGAGUCGGGUAGAGGCCUACUUCAUACAAACCUCAAACACACACAGAUAUCCCUCACAUAAGGGAAAAACCUCAACAGAAAUGGCACACCUAUACACUCUUAACACGCACACACACACACACCUAUACACAGACAGUUAACACCUACCAUUUGUAUUAUGUGUGUAUUGACCUCUCGUUCUCUCUCUCUCUUUCUCUCUCUCUUGGUCUGUUCUCUAGCAGCGGAGACUGGCCGUCCGGCCACCGGCAACCGUUUCUCUGCCCUGCAGCAGUCUGCACCCCCAGCAUCCUCCUCAGACGCUGACCGCAGGGUACCCCAGAGGUAUCUUCCUGAUCUUUAUCUCCACUCCUCUUCUCUCUGCCCGACCCACUCACACAUCUACUUUCUACCCCUUUCUCUCUCUCUCUCCCCACUCUCUUCUCUUUCUCUCCCUUGUUCCUCUUUCAUAUCUUUCUCCUCCUCCCUCUCUCUCUCUCUCCUAUUUCCUCUUUCUCCUCUCAAUAAUCUCUCUCCUCCUCUCUCAUAACUCUCUCCUCCUCUCUCAUAACUCUCUCCUCUCUCCUCUCACUUCCUCCUCUCUCAUAACUCUCUCCUCCUCUCUCAAAACUCUCUCCUCUCUCUUCCUCCUCUCUCAUAACUCUCCUCCUCUCUCAUAACUCUCCUCCUCUCUCAUAACUCUCCUCUCUCCUCCUCCUCUCUCUCAUAUCUCCCCCUCUUCUAACCCUCUGUAGGUCCAGCUCCAGUCGUGACCGCGGCGGGGACCGGGACAGGUUUGACCGCUUCGAGCGGCGCGACAGCAGUCGUGAUGAGCGUGGCGGCAGUCGCGACACCCACCCCUCUAUCACCAAGCGCAGCUUCAGCCGUGAGACAGAGGAGCGUAGGAGCGAUAGUCGCACCCCUACGGAACCCCCUGUCCGGCACAUAGCCAGCAUGACUGACGACAGGGACCGAGGCAGCAGAGACCGAGGCAGCAGAGACCGGGGAGGCAGCGGUAGCCGGGACAGGGCUCCCAGCAAGGAGGCUGUUGGUAGGAGACUAUACACACACACACACACACACACACACACACACACACACUGCAUUCAGACACACACACACACACACACACACACACACACACACACACACACACACACACACUGCAUUCAGACACACACACACCACACACACACACACACACACACACACACACACACUGCAUUCAGACACACACACACACACACACAGUGCAUACACACACAUGCUGCAACACACACAUUGGAUGCACGCACGCGCACACACACACACACACACUUAGUGUAUGAUAUGUGUUAGUGUAUAAUUGUCUGUUAGUAUAUACUAGUGUGUUACUUUAUAUCUAUAAUGUGUGUGUUGUAUCUGUGCAGUGAAGCGUGAGACAGCCCCCACUCCUCCCCCCACUGCUCUGACCAAACCGACCAUGACCGAGGAGGAGCUGGAGAAGAAGUCCAACGCCAUCAUCGAGGAGUACCUCCACCUCAACGACAUGAAGGUACACACAGGCCACAGCAAUGACAUGACGGUAUACACACACCCAUAUCAAUGACAUGCGCGCACACACACACACACACAUCCGUUUCAUGACAAAGAUACACACACAUUCGGAGGCCUUAGCAAAGCUAACUGCCCUAUACUAAACCCCUGUCGUUCCCCGUCCGGCCCUGUAGGAGGCACUGCAGUGUGUAGUGGAGCUGAACAGCGCCUCGCUGCUCUUUGUGUUUGUGCGGAACGGUCUGGAGAACACUCUGGAGCGCAGCGCCAUCGCCAGAGAACGCAUGGGCCUGCUACUGCACCAGCUCAUCAAGGCUGGCUCCCUGCCCACAACAGAGUACUACAAAGGGUAAGGGGGGUGUGUGUGUAGUACUUCCCUGUAGACCAGGUUGUGUGCUAGGAGGGAGAGACAGACACGGGAGAGAGGGGGAAGGGCGAGAGAGGGUCGGAGAAGGGUGAGAGAGCGAGGGGUAGGGAGAGAGAGAGGGCUAUGGGGAGGGAGAGAGGGGUAGAGAGAGGGUGGGGGGGAGCGAGAGAGAUGGCUCUGGGGCGAGAGGGAUGGGUGGGGAGGGGUAGAGAGGGGUGGGGGGAGCAAGAGAGGGCUAUAUGGAAAGAGGGGAGAGGGGGGAAGAGCGAGAGGUAGGGAGAGCACGAGGGAGGAGCGAGGGGUAGGGAGAGAGAGUCGGGAGGCGGAGAGCGAGAGAAUCCUCCACACAAGAUAGUUUUCCAAAUAAAUUAUUAGUUUGCUUUGUUCACUGUUAGUGUGUAUGCUAUGAGUAAGGUUUUUUACCUGGUUGUGUGUUUUUUAUCAUAGGCUCCAAGAGAUCCUGGAGGUGGCUGAGGACAUGGCCAUAGACAUCCCCCACAUCUGGCAAUACCUGGCUGAGCUCAUCAACCCCAUGCUCCACGAGGGAGGCAUCCCCAUGGGACAGCUCUUCAGGUGA
Molecule: messenger RNA, 36172 nt
Organism: Coregonus sp. 'balchen'
Lineage: Eukaryota; Metazoa; Chordata; Actinopteri; Salmoniformes; Salmonidae
Source: the annotation of a GenBank genome assembly